GAUCUAUAGGUUACUAUAGCUCAUUGUGUCCAGCUUACCUCACAGAGACGGAUAUCUUCCAGCAUCGUUUGCGGACCUUUCACCACCACCGUCAUGGGUCCAAUGCUCUUCAACUCCGGCUCCGAUGGCCCUGCCAUGGUCCUUCCUCCUUCCCAAGACCACCCCUUCGCUCAAUUCCCUUCUCAUGCCACGCCUGACGCUGCCUUUGGAAGCCCUGGAGGCUUUGCCGCUGGCCCCAGUGCGUUCUCCCUAAAUAGCCACCAGCAGAACUCUCCCAAGCUGGGUGUCAACCACACGUGGAAGCCUGCUUCAUCUUCUCCGUCGGGAUACGUCAACCCUUCCCGGAAGCGCACACGCUCUGAUUUCGCCGACGAAGCCAACGAUGACUCGUAUGGGAACGCUGGCGCGGUGGCCCCUGCUCCUGCGCCAGAGCCUGUGCCGGCAGAAGAGCCCAUUUACGGUGAAGGCAUGGUGCUGCUCAACCCCCGUACUGGCCUGGCGCUCUCUGCAGAGAGCCAGACUGGCACCUGGUACGAAGAGACAGUCGAAAAGGCCGUCGCAUCGGCCCCUCCUGUUUCUUCCAGAUCCACCACGCUACGCGCAGACGCGUCAGAUAUCCCCAGCCGCAAAUCCCAGCGCCUCGAUCUGUCGGCGCCUGGCUUCGACGAUAUUACUCUCUCCACGAUCCAGAAACGACUUCAUUCUUCGACCAGCGAAGAAGAGCAUCGCCGCACCCUCAACGCUUCCAAGAAUGGAUCACCCAACGAACCCCAGAUCGACAACUUCACAUAUCUUCUCGGAAUUAGCUGGCAGAAAGUCGACCACGACGGUGACAUGGCGCCUGCUGUACGCGGUUGGGAGAAGUACAUCGACAACCACUACGCCCGUCACCUUCAGGGGGCUCAGAUUCUGUUGAAGAACCGUAGCAUGAAUGUGUAUUUGGUCGCAGCGCGAUCGCUCACGCAGGCUACUUCGUCGACCAGCGGCGCUGGUGCAUCCUCUUUCUAUCUCUUCAGUGAUGAUCUUGCCCAGGGUCAGCUCGUUGGGUCAAAUUGGGAGACCUGCUUGCAGAAUCUUCGAUCCACGCCCAUCACUUUCGAAGGAACCGAGGUCCUGAGAGCCAUGGAGAAGACUCCUGACCGACUAGUCGAGAGCCAAGCAACUCCUAUCAACGGCUCCGCGUGGCACGGCAUUCCCCAGGCGUCUCCGGCCGGCGGCGUCGGCUUUGGUAACGAGAACGGCGGAUUGAACGGAGGAGCGGGAAUGGGAACGGGUAUGGACAUGGACAUGUAAAAAAAAUUCUCGAUUUCGACAUUUUUUUCGACAUUUUCGGGCGGCUACUUUUCGUCUUCUCUU
Paecilomyces variotii is the source of this 1356-nucleotide messenger RNA. RefSeq lists its product as hypothetical. The transcript has a single exon. Bases 94 to 1293 code for a protein of 399 amino acids. Lineage: Eukaryota; Fungi; Ascomycota; Eurotiomycetes; Eurotiales; Thermoascaceae. The record is from RefSeq and is a predicted model, not a curated record.